CAUGGUGCCAGACCAUUGAAGUCACCACAGGGAUGAAUUUGGCCCAUUAUAUUUUAAUGACAUUCUUCUUGAAGAACAUGUUGUGGGAGCUGCAGAUGUAUGGUGUUUCUAGGAAGCACUGUUUAUUUUCCAGCUAAUAGGAAGCACAAGGCACUGGGACUGAUGCGGUGCAGCCCUUUUUACAAGUGUUUAGUAUUAUAUCUUAUUUUCCUUUUCCCCCCACCCCCAGAGGAUUAUGCCCAGCUGUGCAACAUUCAGUUUCCAGGAUCUCGGCGACCAUAUGGAGAAGAUGCUUUAAUCGACUUCGAAGAACACUACACUCCAGAAACUAACCCGUACUUUGUUGAAGACCGUUUUCUAAACAGCUUUGAGGAAUUACAAGCAGAGGAAUGUGGCAUUUUGAAUGGAUGUGAAAAUGGCCGAUGCGUGAGAGUUCAGGAAGGUUAUACUUGUGACUGUUUUGAUGGCUACCACUUGGACAUGGCCAAAAUGACUUGUGUUGAUGUAAAUGAGUGCAACGAACUGAACAACAGAAUGUCUCUCUGCAAAAAUGCCAAGUGUAUUAACACAGAAGGUUCGUACAAGUGUUUGUGUCUGCCAGGCUAUGUACCUUCGGACAAGCCAAACUACUGUACACCACUGAACUCAGAAAUAGACAGUGAACUGGAGUAAAAGAGAAGCUUCAUAACCUAAGCCCAUAUACCCUGCACUGUAUAAAGAAAAAAGGAAAGUAUUUAACUUGAGAUGAGGAUGCAUCUAAUCUGAAGCAUUGGCUACAUGGAAAACAGCAAAAGGUGUCGUCUUGAAAGUGAAAUGUGAUGAGUUGAUAUACAUCAACUUCAUGGCAGUGACAGAGCAAAUGGACACAUUUCUCUAUAUGGAAGAAACAAUCAAGUAUAUAGUGUGUUCAUAAGAAAAAUUAAUUCAAAAUAGGUAAAACAGUGCUGUUAUUUUAAACAGAAGGGUUUUUUGUUUUUUGUUUUUUACUAUUGCUUGAUUAAUUUGGCAUUUAAAUAGUGGUGAAAAUAUUUUAUAUUACUUCUUCAUUUCUGAUUGUGCAGUUCUUUGCCUACUGUUUCUUUUCAGAUCUAUUUUCUGAUCAGUGCAAAUCCUUUGAUACAGAUAUUGUUAGGCCAUUUUAUAAAAAUGAUUGCACAGGGUAAUGCUCCUCUUUGUCUGGAACAUUGAUCAGUGACUUUUUAAAUUGCCAGCUGUCUGCCCUGUGGAGCAGGUGCUGUUUGUUUUCAAUGUUUAUACGCCUUGGAGAACAGUCCUUUAUAUGCAUUUUGUAUUCUUUAUGGUCUUUUACUGCACUUACAAUCUUUUAGAAACUUUCUUGCCAAGUUUCAAAGCUGCUAGUGGACAACCAGUGGAUUCCUUUUGUACAUUGAAACAAAAGAUUUGAGCUCACGUCCUAUUGUAAUAUGUAAAUUGAACACAAAAGAGAUCUUGUAUGAUUACCCUAACAUAUUAAAGCUGUAUAUUAAAACUCAAUAAAAAUCACCUUUUUUUUUAGAAAA
Messenger RNA from Alligator sinensis (Chinese alligator), 1520 nucleotides. RefSeq names its product latent-transforming growth factor beta-binding protein 1. The record is from RefSeq and is a predicted model, not a curated record. The coding region runs from base 100 to 672 and encodes 190 amino acids. The transcript is spliced from 3 exons. Gene Ontology annotation, molecular function: calcium ion binding. NCBI's taxonomy places the organism in Eukaryota, Metazoa, Chordata, Crocodylia, Alligatoridae.